This is a messenger RNA of Colletotrichum siamense, 783 nucleotides long. It is a transcript of the gene ayr1-0, whose product is annotated as NADPH-dependent 1-acyldihydroxyacetone phosphate reductase. Gene Ontology annotation, biological process: phosphatidic acid biosynthetic process; triglyceride catabolic process. Gene Ontology annotation, molecular function: triacylglycerol lipase activity; acylglycerone-phosphate reductase (NADP+) activity. The transcript has 3 exons. The coding region runs from base 1 to 783 and encodes 260 amino acids. The record is from RefSeq and is a predicted model, not a curated record. Gene Ontology annotation, cellular component: endoplasmic reticulum; lipid droplet. Lineage: Eukaryota; Fungi; Ascomycota; Sordariomycetes; Glomerellales; Glomerellaceae.
AUGCCCACACCUACCCCCCGCCCCGUCGUCCUCAUCACAGGCUGCAGCUCCGGCAUAGGCGAAUCCCUCGCCCUCGCCUUCGCCGCGCGCAACUUCACUGUCGUCGCAACCGCGCGGCACACCUCCUCCCUCGCGCACCUCACCGAGCGCCACGACAACAUCAUCCCCCUACCCCUCGAGCUCGGCAACCUGGCCAGCCUGGACUCCUUCCGCGACGCCGUGCUCACGCGCACGGGCGGCCGGCUGGACGUGCUGGUCAAUAACGCGGGCACGCAUUACGCCGCGACGGCGCUGGAGCUCGACAUCGCGGAGGCGGAGAAGGUGUUUGCGGUGAUGAGGCUGUGUCAGCUGUUCCUGCCGUAUCUGUGCGAGGCGCCCCGCGGGCGGAUCGUGCAGAUUGGGAGCGUGACGAGGGAUGUGCCGGUGGCGUGGCAGUGUGUGUAUAAUGCGUCCAAGGCGGCGUUGAGCCAGUAUACGAAGACGUUGCGACUGGAGGUGCAGCCUUUCGGGGUGGAGGUCGUCGAGGUCGUCACCGGGUUCGUGCGCAGCAACCUCCUCCACCAUGGCCUCGACGCCCCGAAGGAUUCGCCGUAUCUCGCGAUCAAGAAGGACAUUGAGCGGAUCAAGUUCGAGGGGAACCAGAACGGCAUGCCUGCGCGGGCGUAUGCUGAGUCUGUUGUUAAGCAGCUGCUCCGGAAGCGGAAGCGGGAUGAGAUAUGGGAGGGGAAGCUGGCGUGGAUACUCAAUCUGAUUGUCAUCUUUUCACCUUUGUGGUUUUUGUAG